AUGUCUACUAAGGUCAGCAAUGCCACGGCAGAUAUUAAACGGACGGACCAGCCUGUGUACCAGAGAAAACGUUCGGCUUCUAAGACACAAAGCAAUUACAAUUCUGUCAAUAAUGCCUUAUAUUCGGGAUCGCUUUCAAAUGAGCCUGAAUUACAUGAUAGUGAUCCACCGCCUCCACGCUUGCGAAAAUACGCUCACGUUGUGAAGCUUGUGUCUCCUGACCAGUCACCGUCAGAAUUUGUCAAAAUCUUGAAUGUUCCCCUCGCGCCAGAGUCUCUCAAGAUUGGCCGUCAGAAUGUGCCCAAGGUCACAAACAAGAUAACAGACGGGUACUUUGACUCGCGUGUUCUUUCUAGAAAUCACGCUGAGCUGUUCAUCAGAGAUAACAAGCUGUACAUUAGAGAUUUAAAGUCGUCCAAUGGGACAUUCAUUAACGAUGAGAAACUGGAGCCACACAAAGAAUAUGAGCUGAAAUUAGGCGACAAGUUAGACCUAGGGACGACACUAGAGUCUCAAGUGGCGCACAAGAAGAUUACAUGCAAGGUGGUGGAAUUGACAUACAUGAGUCUAGAGGAUUAUGAAAAUGUCAUAAGCCAAACUUUGAGUGAAGGCAAUCAAGAAAGCAAGAAACUGGAGCUAUUCAACAGCUCAUUGGAUGCCCUGAUUUUUGGCGAUGUAAUAGAGGAGCAAGAGGAUUUAGUGCUAGAAUCACUAAUGGAUGAAUUUUCCCAUGUUGAAGAGAAAGAGACAACGAAGAAGAAAGAGGAGGACAAAAUUGUGACUAACUUGAAUAUCAGGCCGUCAGCCAAGCUCGAUGAUGUGGUACGAAAACUCAUUAUAUCAAUCAAUAACGAGUACAUACAACAGCAGAGGCUUCGAGAGAUUUCAAAGUUCAUGAAGAAUUAUACACAAUAUACACCAAAAGCGUUUCUCCUGGGACAAAGUGACUCCGAUGAGCGUGUCAAGAUCUUAGAAGAGGAGUUGAUAGGCCUCCGAGAGCAACUAGCAGUCGCUCGUGCCGGUGAGAUGAAUGCAGCCGAAGCGAUUAAGGAGAAAGAGGAAGCUCAUUCCGAAGUGCUGAAAGAGUUGGAAAACGUUAAGUCCAAACUCGGCUCGGCUCUAGACGAAUUAGAGAACGAGAAAACUCUGAAGGUGCAGGCGCAAAAGGAGGUUUACUCUUUAGGACUCAAGGUGGAAGAACUGACGCGCAAAUUAGAAUGCUCCGAAGAGGUGUCUCUGCCGCCGCCUGAGCCUUCGUCUGAAGCUGAGCCGCUAAAAGUUGAGGACGAAAAACAUAACCCGGAACCCGAUGAUCUAGAGAUAAAAGUCGAAAAGCCGCUUACCGCGCAACGUCAGUUCCAUACUAUUCCAAUAUUUGCUGCUUCUACAAUGUUGAUCGCCAUGGUUAUUGCAUUAUUAUUCAAGUAUGAUCCGAACAUCGUUCGGUGGAUUCCAAAAUAA
This is a messenger RNA of Ogataea haglerorum, 1461 nucleotides long. RefSeq lists its product as uncharacterized. Bases 1 to 1461 code for a protein of 486 amino acids. Gene Ontology annotation, molecular function: protein binding. The record is from RefSeq and is a predicted model, not a curated record. Lineage: Eukaryota; Fungi; Ascomycota; Pichiomycetes; Pichiales; Pichiaceae. Gene Ontology annotation, cellular component: cytoplasm. The transcript has a single exon.